Messenger RNA from Phyllotreta striolata, 2767 nucleotides. Lineage: Eukaryota; Metazoa; Arthropoda; Insecta; Coleoptera; Chrysomelidae. The record is from the annotation of a GenBank genome assembly.
AAGAACACACAAAUAUAAUUUCUAGUUACUUAAAAAUUAUAAUUUUAUCAAAACCGACGAAGUUAUUAACCGAUAAAUAUACAGUUACAACACAGAUAAACAACGUUUACUCGUAGUAAAUUACAGAAAUUACAAAUAAUAAUAACCUUCUACAUGUUAAUUAAAUUGGUAUUCAACGAUUAAUUGCAAUUGUUCAACGGCCGAAUAAAUGGCGUCGCCCAAUACGCGAAUUAAUUCCUAUUCGAGUUUGAGUCGAUGUAAUGUGUGUGUAUUGUCGAGGAUGUAUGUAUAAAAUGAAUUAAAACAAGCAGCUGUUUGCCGAUAGCUCGGUUUUUAGUCGGUUAGUUCAGAAUUCACAACGAUCAACCAGAUAGUAGUCCGGAUGGGUUAGGCACUGUUGGUUAGUUGGUUUGGUUUGGAAAAACGUGGAGUCGCUUUGUAUUAUGUAUUUGUGGCCUAGUGUGAUCGGAACGAUGCAAAUUUGCUAAUUUGAAUACCCGAUUUUUUAUCGUCCGAUCCGAAUCGAAAACCAUGCAGGAGAACCACGUGAUGCCCGCCGCCCCAUUAGUGACCAUCACCGAAGUAGCGCCCAGCAUAGAAAGCCUGCAUGAAUCCUCCGUGGAAGAUGAGAACUUCAAAGACUCCAAGCUGUGCAUCGACCACACGUUCCAGCGCAGAGAGUCCAUCCUCUCCUCCCAGAUCAGCCUUUUCGUCGAGAAGACCAGCCAGAAGAUUCCCGACGGCGGAUGGGGCUGGCUGGUCGUGCUGGCCUCGUUCGUCAUCAACAUGCUCUCUGACGGAGUGGGCUUCACCUUCGGCCUGUUAUACAUCGAGUUCUUGAACGAAUUUGGCGCCUCGAAAUCCGCCACAUCGUGGAUAGGCAGCUUGUUCAUGUCGCUGCCCUUAAUUGCAGGUCCAAUUGGAAGUGCUUUGGUGGACAGAUACGGGUGCAGAUCUAUGACAAUCAUAGGUGGUAUAAUAUGCACCGUAGGAUUAGCCUCUAGCGCCUUUGCUAGAUCCAUAGGGGUUAUGUAUUUAACCUUCGGGGUGAUUGGAGGUUUAGGGUUGACUCUAUGCUUCGUCACGGCUGUGGUAUCUAUAGCAUUUUGGUUCGAGAAAAAGAGGACAGUAGCACUGGGCCUGGCGGCUAGUGGUACCGGAUUCGGUACCGCCGUUUACUCGCCUCUAGCUACUUGGUUUCUAUUCGAGUACGGCUGGAGGGGUACUCUGUUGAUAACAGCUGGUUUAUUUGCUAACAUGUGCGUGUGCGGGGCGUUGAUGAGGGAUCCCGAUUGGAUCAUAGAAGAAGAUAACGAGGAAAGGAAGUUGAAGAAGGCGAGGAAGCGGAGAAAAUCCAGCGCUUCUUCCAUCGACACGGAAUGCUUGGAAGAAAUAAAACAGACUCUCGAAGGCGGUGGCGACACCAAUUAUUUAUUAGAAGACGUAGACGCAACGCUGGAUUUAUCAGAUAAAGACAGAUUCAACUCUGCAGUGGAUUUACCCACAUUCGUUAGACAAAACGAAGAAGUACCGCUGGAAGUGUUGAAACUCUUAAGCGAAAACAAACAACUUUACAGUAUUAUAGUGGAGAAUUACCCGAACAUACUAUCGUGCAAAAGCUCGUCGGAGCACCAAUUAAACGCCACCGGCCCGGACCACCACACGUCGAGGGUACCGGUCCGGUUCUUCAUGAAACUGAAGAAAUUCGAGGACCAGCCGGAGCCGAAGCACCACAAAAAAGUCAACAUUCCGGAAAUCGCAAUCGAUUGCGCCCCCGGCGAGGGGACCCAAAUGCUGGCCGAGAAGCCAGAGGCGGUCCCGCAGGUGGCCAUCGCGAAUCCCCACAAAGGCAUCCAGUUGCUCAGAAGUCUCUCGGUGAAGGCGAAAACGCAAAUACAGCCGCAAUCCUACCUGAAGAACAUCAGGUUCAGGAAGAAUUCCAUCGGUUACAGAGGAGCGAUGUUGAACAUUCACAAAUACAGAAUGAAGGCUUCCAGUUGUCCGGACAUGUAUAAAAAUUCGAUGGCAACGUUGUUCCGGGAAGAAGAGAACUGGUACGACGAGUUUUUGGAUAUUUUAAGAGACCUAACAAACUUUUCUCUGUUCUUAAACCUGCAUUUCUUGAUCCUGUCGAUAUCCACCGUAAUAUUGGACAUCUGGUUCGUCGUGCCCUAUUUUUACUUGGCUGAACACAUGAAGAGGAACGGGUACGAGGAUUCCGACGCCUCCUUGGCGAUUUCCGUUAUUGGGAUAACCAAUACAAUCGGAAUGGUGCUGUUGGGCAUCGUGGGAGACAAACUGAACAUUGCGAAGACUUACUCGAUUUGUUUAAUUCUGUGCGGAUUCACCAUUGCAGGAAUGAUAUUUUUCACGUCGAAUUACUACGUUCUGUUGACCGCCGGCGGGUUUUUCGGAUUGUUCUUCGCCAGUUCCAUCAGCUUGACCCCGUCGUUGCUGGCGGAAUUGGUGUCUUUGGAUGACUUCACCAUGGCGUACGGGCUCCUGUUGUUGUCCCAAGGAGUCGGAAAUCUCGUGGGCCCUCCAUUAGCAGGUCUUAUAUUUGAUAUGACCAAUUCCUGGGACCAGUCAUUCUACCAAGCUGCUUUUUGGAUAGUAAUAUCAGGACUGCUGGUGGCUGCAAUACCUUUUACGAAAAACCGAACUCUCGGUUCCAAAUCAUGACGCAUCGAAAAAUUGAAAUUGUCUCGCGAAUAAUUGUACAUGUUAAUAGAUUUUGAUAACAUUAAAUACAAAAUUGAUUUAUUCA